This is a messenger RNA of Centruroides sculpturatus (bark scorpion), 1441 nucleotides long. RefSeq names its product sugar phosphate exchanger 3-like. Gene Ontology annotation, molecular function: transmembrane transporter activity. Gene Ontology annotation, cellular component: endoplasmic reticulum membrane. Gene Ontology annotation, biological process: transmembrane transport. NCBI's taxonomy places the organism in Eukaryota, Metazoa, Arthropoda, Arachnida, Scorpiones, Buthidae. Bases 84 to 1307 code for a protein of 407 amino acids. The transcript has 12 exons. The record is from RefSeq and is a predicted model, not a curated record.
CUUUAUAGCAAUGGAAUAGCCAUAAUUUAUUCAGUAACGGCAAAUCUGUGUCGUAUUUUCUUGGUUCCCUCGAUACCACAUUUAUGACAUGCUAUGCAUUGGGACUUUAUGUGAGUGGAGCAAUUGGUGAUCGUUUUAAUCUCAGGAAAGUUUUGGCAUUUGGAAUGUGUUCCUCAUCUAUAGCAGUUUUCAUGUUUGGUACACUUAGUGAAUGGCUACAUAUUUAUAACUACUACUGGUAUAUCAUAUUCUGGGCUUUAACAGGUCUGCUGCAAUCUACAGGAUGGCCUACUGUGGUAGCAAUCAUAGGUAACUGGUUUGGAAAAUCAAGUCGAGGUUUAGUUAUGGGAUUUUGGGGUUCUUCACCUUCUGUUGGAAACAUAAUGGGAGCUUAUAUCGCAGCAGCGGUAUUACAUUAUGGCUACGAGUAUGCUUUCUUAAUACCUGCUGCUAUGACUUUUGCUGGAGGAAUCAUUGUUUAUUUCAGUAUUGUUUCAUCACCAAGAGAAGUUGGUUUACCUGAACCAGAAGAAGGAGAAACUAAAAAUACAGAUAAAGAACCAUUAUUAAAUCCAGAGUGUGCAGCAAUUAACGAAGAUUCGGCUCUCUUGUUGCAAGACGAAAGUCUUCAAAUUAGGAAACCAAAGGCUAUAAAUUUUUUCAAAGCUUUCUUACUUCCUGGUGUUCUACCUUAUUCCUUGUCCUAUGCAUGUUUAAAAAUGGUAAAUUAUUCAUUUUUCUUUUGGCUUCCAUACUAUUUACAAAAAGCUUACGGUUGGGAAGAAGCUGAAGCAGACAGCUUGUCGGUGUGGUAUGACAUUGGUGGAAUAAUCGGUAGCAUCAUAGGUGGAAUCAUUUCUGACAAAUUAGGCACCCGAUCACCAGUUGUUGGAUUUUUAUUAUUAUUAAGUCCUGGAUCGCUGUAUUUAUAUUACGUUUCUCCUGCAAACAAGAUAAUAAAUGUCUUCCUGAUGAGUGUAAUGGGCUUCUUCAUCGGGGGUGCUUCCAAUUUGAUAAGUACUGCCAUAUCGGCCGACCUGGGUCGUCAGAAAGAAUUUAGUGAUAAUAAAGAAGCUUUAUCCACUGUGAUAGGUAUCAUUGAUGGAACUGGAAGUGUGGGAGCAGCAAUUGGUCAGACUGUUAUUUCUGUUAUUCAAACCAAUUUUAACUGGAAAGUUGUAUUUUAUCUUUUUAUUGCUAUGGUCAUCUUGACGCUAAUUUGUAUAAUAAAGAUUGUAUAUAGGGAUACAAAACUUUUGUUUCAAAGAUGGAAGAAUCAAAUAGCUCUGCGCCUACGACAAGACUAAAUCAGAGCAUAAAAACUAUCUGCCAAUAAUUUAAUUGUAAAACAAAGUAAUCUGGUAUAUAUUUUUACAAUGUGUUAAAAUCUCGACAUUAUUGUCAAUAAAAAAAUUAUUUUUAGUUUAUUCUGAAUUUUUUA